AUGAUCUCCUUGGAGGAUCUCCUGCUGGACCAAAAUCGACUCAGGGAUCUGCCAGAGCAGGUAUGCUCAUUGCCAAACCUCAAGUCUCUGUCUGUGAGCCAGAACCUCUUGAAAAGACUACCAAAGGCGCUGGCCUCUAUGAAGGGGUUGAAGAAUCUGAACGUUGGUGACAACUUCAUUGAAGAGAUUCCAGUGGAGCUGGGGCAGUGCAAAGAGCUACAAACGCUGUAUUUGCACCACAACAGCUUCACCACCCUUCCUGGCAGCAUGGCGAGCAUGGAGAACUUGCAGGAGUUGGCCCUGGAGUGGUUUAGAUACACAACGCCACCUCUGCCGCGGGUCAUCAAGGGCUCGGAAUGGCAGCGCAUCAUCACCAAGCUCCGAGACCUUUGCCGCGACAAGAAGGAUGGUCGAGUCACUUGCAUUGAGGUUCUCUCCGAAUUUUCCCAAAAGGCUUUUGAUGCAAAUGCCAUCGAUUCCAAGCGUCGAACCAGGCUUCACGUGGCAUGCCUGGAAGGGCAUGUGGGUGUGGCUCUUGCUUUAUCGGAAACUGGGCAAAGGUGUGAUACAUUGGACUGUGAAGGCUAUUCACCGCUGUUGGUGGCAGUCCGGGAGGAGCACCCAGACAUUGCCAGUGCUUUGGUCAGGUCUGGAGUUGAUGUCAAUCGUGGUGGCGGUCUUUUUGGAUCUCCAUUGCAUGUGGCAACGGUUAACUUCGAUCCACAAAUGGUGAACCUGCUCAUCCGCGGGAAGGCUUUUGUGAAUCAAACUGAUGCCGAUGGCAACUGUCCACUGCAUGUUCUGAUGUCAGUCUUUGACAAGGGUGGCAAGCGUGCUGGAAUAAUUGGAAAGAUUCUUUUGCAGAACAAAGCUGACUGCAACAUGAUGAACAGCGACAAGUGGGCUCCCUUGCAUUUGGCUGCAAGAAGAGGCCAACUCCGAGGGAUUGCCUUUGUGCUGAGUCACCUGGACAGCGCAGACGCCGCCUGUCAGAGAGGAAGUUGUGGCCAUGAGCCGGAGAAGAAGCAGGCGUACAUCAGCAGGGUGCGAACAUGUCCCAGAACCUUCGACCUUAAUUUGAGGGGUGGGUCCCACUUGUGGACACCCUUGCAUCUUGCUGGACAUGCCUGCCACGUCAAUGUUGUGCAAGUUUUAAUCGAGGCCGGCUCGGAUGUCUUCUUGCGAAACAUCGACGGUCGAACUGCAAGGCAUGUUUCAAGAGGAAACCUAGCCAUAUCAAAACUCCUCAGAAAGGCGGAGGACGAAUGGCUUUGGUACCGCAUACACCAAGGAUUCUCUGACAUGAAGGAGACAGUGAAGCCAAUGGGAGAUGUGCAUGCGGCUACAGAACCAUUUGCGGAUGUUGCGAAUUCACCUCGCGAACUUCCUGGCAAGGACACUCACGAGCUCCUGGAGAUCUUCAAAGUGGAUGACGACGAAGAUGAUCCGAUUGAGGAGAUAGCGAAGAACAUUGAAGGUCCAGCCAGAAGAGGCUCCGGCAGUUCAGGUGCACCUGCUCCCCAAGGUCCACCAGAUCCUGCUGGACCACCACAGUUGAGGACUGCAUCCAGGCCGAAGAUGCAGCGGAUCACGGAGAAGUGCCAAGACUCCUAUUUUUCCAAGGAGGAACUCCAGUUCCACCAAAGGAUUAAUUUCUGCAAGCCGACCUCCGAAGAUGGCCUUGAAGGUGAUGAGGUGUUCGUCGAAGCGCUCGGCAAGCUGCUCGAAAAAGGGCCAAAGUACCGACUUCCUUACUUGUUGUCAAAGCCCUGGGUCAAGGAAGUAAUGCCCUAUGUGGUCGAAGACGACGCAAAUCACCAUCUUCUACUUGAUCCGGAGUUUGUUUGCAAUGAGGAUUUGCUGAGAAUGUUUGUGAACAACUUGCCACAAGACAGGCUUGGGUUGCUCGGAAAAAUGAGAAGCAGCGAUCAGGACAGUCUGCUUCACGUCAUGUGCAGAGGUGUUCGUUCUGCCACAAGCUCCGCUGCAGACUUGCUCUUGUUCCUUUUGAUGGCGUGCCCAAAAGGAACGUUUGACUUGGAGGCGAGAGACUUACGAGGACAGACCUGUUUGCAUCUUGCCUCACAAAGCGGAGACCUUGGUCUUGUGCAGGUUUUGCUGGACAACAAGGCUCAGCCCAACGUGCAAGAGGAAACUACCGGAUGGACCCCACUCCACUUCGCAGUAUCGAAGGCACACUACAGCAUCAUUCUGCAGCUGCUGCAGCAUGGAGACACUGAUGUCAACCAGGUUGACAAGUUUGAGUGGCCUCCAAUUCUGGAAGCGUGCUCAAGGCUUGAUGCUCGGGCUACAUCCCUUCUGGUGAAUGGGAAAGCCAAUCUGUCUUUCAGGAACCAGCACCAGUUUGAUGUGCUCAAAGCUGUUGACACAUCAAAGAAGGAUUUGGCGGCAAAGCGCUGGAUGUCCUGCUUGGUGGUCAGCAAUGGCUUCCGAUUUCAGGAGUCAACUGUGCAGCUAACGGCGGAGGACCGCGACACUCUCCAGCGCGAACAUGUCUCUUUCAACACACGGACGGUUCCAGCGACACGUCCUCCGUUCUUUGUUCCAGAUCACUUGGCUCCGAGAUGUCAUAGCUGCAAGGUCCUGUUCUCAGUCUCGGUUCGCCGCUACCACUGUCGGAGCUGUGGGCUGGUGCUAUGCGGCAAUUGCUUCAAGUGGAGGGGGAUCACUGUCGUUCCGCUGGAUGAGCGAAUCGCAGUCAAGGCUUCCGGACUGAAUGAAAGCCGUUUGACCGCGGCUGUUGAGAUGUCACUGGGUCGCGGAGGAUUUGGGAAUGGCUCGGGUGCUCUGUCGCAAAAGGUGUCAAGUGCAACUACAGAGGGGACAGAAAGUGCUGUAGCAAAGUCUGCAGCGGAUACUGAGACGAAGGCUGGAAUGGAGAAGGCCUCCGAAGGUGGUUCAGGCGGGCUGAACCGAGAGCGAGGUGGACAGGUUGCCCAAAAUGGCUCCAAUGGGAAUGCCCAAAUGGUUCGACUCUGUGCUCCAUGCAGUGCAUUCUUCGAGGCUCAAACUGCGUCUGUUGUGUGUACUUCCUACCUGCUUCGAGAGAUUCUGUCCUUUUCGAGGAAGAGGGUCUCAGAAGGUCACAAAGCCUCCUUUGAUUCGUGGGAAUACAAAAUCGCUCAGCAGUGCUUGUGCCCUGUUCAGAAAGGCACCAGCGUACUGCACAUGCAUUUGUUCUAUGUGGAUAUGCCAUCCACAGCACGGCUUUGCGUCUUUACAUCUAGAAAGUUGGGCGCUGCCAAGGCUGAGAUGGCUGAAUCAGAGGUUGAGGAAACUCCGCCGCCCCUCGACGGCACAGCACCGGAGGAGGCGGAGAAAAAGAAAAAGAAGAAGAAGAAGGUGAAAGAAGUCAAAAGCGUGUUCGAGAGCGUGCCUGCAGCUUCAUCUGCAGAAUUCUCUGCAACCAAAACGGUGAGCUUCCCUGGUUUUCCCGCUGCAAGUGGUGUUGGUCUGUGGCUUUGGACUAGAUCAAACUGUGCAAAGCUGUUAGCUGUUAGCUACGAGAAACGUGAGAAACUACAAGCUGUCACGUUUGCUUCAGACAAGGCAGUGAUGCGUUGUCGAGACUUGAGUGAUCCAGCCUUGCCUUCAAGAAAACUUAGUGCUGGCAGCAUCGGCAGCACUCCAUCAACAUGCUCACAGGAAACAGUGGAACUUGAGCCUGGUACAUUGAUUUCUGUUGGCCGUCGCUCUUUCGAGCUGCACAGCCUGCUUGGGGUCGGAAGCUUUGGAUCAGUCUGGCGCGCAAGUUGCAACGAUUCUGGGGCAACAGUUGCCCUCAAGGAGAUUUUGACUUUGAGCAAAGAGUCCAUGGAGGCAGCAAAGCUGGAGGCUCAGCGCCUUCAUGCUCUCUCUGAUUUACAGGACACACAUAGGUCUCCAGCCUUACCUCAUCUUUUGGCUGCUGCUACUGGAAAUCAUGGCACUGGCUAUAGAACUGUGAUGGUCAUGGAGCAAGUUGCAGGAGAGCCCUUGCAGAGGGCACUUGAGGGUGGCCAACUGUUGAUACCUAAUGGUCAUCCGAUUGCUCAGGCCUUCCACUUCGUGGGCGAGAUGCUGCAACAGCUGGCAGGAAUCAUGCAACCCUUGAGCCAGCGUUUUCUUCAUCGUGAUGCAAACUCGCAGAACAUACUUGUACAGGCAUCUUCUGGUCAAUAUGAAUUUGGUCUCAUCGACUUUGGCUUGGCCAUUGAUGCGACAUCCUUUAGCUGUGGAUGGCGUGGCCUUGGUGCCGCCGGGGAUGGUCGUUUCUGGACAACGUCUUCGUGGAUAGUUUUUACGAACGGUCCAGAUGCUUUGACCCAGGACUUGCAGUGGGAGUACAGAACCCAAUUGGAUCUCCACUCAAUAGGCGUUAGCGCUCUCCAAGCUCUUGUAAUUCUGGCCUUCUGUGAGGACAGUGGCUCACAUGAUGACCAUGUCGAGGUCAUUAUGCAAUCCCUGCGAGCGCUUCGAGAAGCUUGGACACAGUACUGGUGCUAUGCAUCAGAUUGCUGGGAGAGAGUCCUUGAUGCCUUCAAUCGAGAUGCUCGAGGGGAAGUGAAGGCGGAACUUAGACAGGAGAUGGUGCACGAGACCUUCGCGGCCCACCUUGUGAAUUUGCGGGAGAAAUUGGUGGAGGUUUCUGCCUCCUUGGAAUCAAAAGACAUGGCAGGUGGACUGUUGGGAGAUCCUGUGAUGGCAAGACGAGUGGUUGAGGCACUUUUGCUGAUGAUCACUCCUAGGCUAGAAGGGGAAGAUGACUGGGAGCAGGUCUUGCACGUCAUGGGCAUGAAGCCCAAAGUGCAGACAGGCUCUCCAGCUGUUGCUUUGGAUGAUGAGGUGCUACGAGUUGAAGCACCUGGAAAGUGGGAGAGGUGA
Molecule: messenger RNA, 4884 nt
Organism: Cladocopium goreaui
Lineage: Eukaryota; Dinophyceae; Suessiales; Symbiodiniaceae
Source: the annotation of a GenBank genome assembly